CUGCCCCCGCCCUUUCCGCCCCUCCCUCCCCCUCCGCCCUGUCUCUCGGCGGCAGCGGCGGCGGCGGCGGCUCGCGCAGCUCGUUGGCUCACUAUAUAAAGGGGAGAAGCGGGCGGACCGGACGGCUGGAGCUGCAGCCGGUGGCGGCAGCGGCGGCGCGGGGAGCGGCGACCGGUGGUGGUUUCCCUCCUUGGCGCGGGGUGGGGAGCGGGCAACGCCCCCUGGACCCCAAAAGGGUCGUGGCUUUUUUUUUUAAGGGCGAUUCUCGAGGUUUUUAGCUCUGGGAGGACUGCCCCCCUCCUCCUCCUCCUCUCACCGCUCCCCUCUACUCUUUCAGGAUUCGAUUUUGUUUGAAAUUUUUACCCCCAAUCUUGCGGUGGCUUGGGCCACCCUCCGGGUGUUUUGGUUUUCUUUUUUCUUUUUUGGUUUUGUUUUUAUCUUGUUUUCUCGGGCUUGCCCCCCUCUUGUUUGUGUUGUGUGUGGAAAUGGCGAACUCGGCAAAUACAAACACCGUGCCUAAAUUGUACAGAUCUGUGAUUGAAGAUGUUAUUAAUGAUGUAAGAGACAUCUUUUUGGAUGAUGGAGUUGAUGAACAAGUUCUGAUGGAACUAAAAACCUUGUGGGAGAAUAAACUAAUGCAGUCUAGGGCAGUAGAUGGAUUUCAUUCAGAAGAGCAGCAGCUUUUAUUGCAAGUUCAGCAGCAACAUCAACCCCAGCAGCAGCAACAUCACCACCACCACCACCAUCAGCAAACUCAGCCACAGCAGACAGUACCUCAGCAAGCGCAGACCCAACAGGUCCUUAUUCCUGCAUCACAGCAAGCUGCUGCACCACAAGUUAUAGUUCCUGAUUCUAAGCUGAUACAACAUAUGAAUGCAUCAAACAUGAGUGCUGCUGCUACAGCUGCUACCUUGGCACUCCCUGCGGGUGUGACUCCUGUUCAGCAGAUACUAACAAAUUCAGGCCAGCUUCUUCAAGUAGUAAGAGCAGCCAAUGGUGCCCAGUAUAUCUUUCAGCCUCAGCAGUCAGUGGUUCUCCAACAACAAGUUAUACCACAAAUGCAGCCUGGUGGAGUACAAGCUCCUGUUAUACAACAGGUACUGGCCCCUCUUCCUGGAGGGAUUUCACCACAGACAGGUGUCAUCAUUCAGCCACAACAAAUCUUAUUUACAGGAAAUAAGACUCAAGUUAUACCUACAACGGUGGCUGCACCUACACCGGCACAAGCACAGAUAACUGCAACUGGCCAACAGCAACCACAGGCCCAGCCUGCACAAGCACAAGCCCCAUUGGUGUUACAGGUUGAUGGCACUGGGGAUACAUCAUCUGAAGAAGAUGAAGAUGAAGAAGAAGACUAUGAUGAUGAGGAGGAGGAAGACAAAGAGAAAGAUGGAGCUGAGGAUGGGCAGGUAGAAGAAGAGCCCCUCAACAGUGAAGAUGAUGUGAGUGAUGAGGAAGGACAGGAGCUCUUUGAUACAGAAAAUGUUGUUGUAUGCCAAUAUGAUAAGAUACACAGAAGUAAAAACAAGUGGAAAUUUCAUCUCAAGGAUGGCAUUAUGAAUCUUAAUGGAAGAGAUUAUAUAUUUUCCAAAGCCAUUGGAGAUGCAGAAUGGUGAAGAGUUGGUUCUUUUCUUUUAUAAAUAAAACAAAGAAACUUAAAAAAAAUUAAAGUGGACAGUUUGAAACUUGGGACAUACACCAACCAAAACUUAACUUCUGCAUGUCAGAAAAGUGCAGUAGAAUCAAAGCUACUGGAACAAAGAGACCUUGACAACAUAGACACUACUAACUGGCAAGCCAUGGAACUGUAGCACCUGGGGUUGUUGGGGUGGGGGAGGUUGGGGUUUUGGAAAACCAUAACUGUUGAUUUUAAAUACAGGUACCUGCCACCAGUAAUUAGCAUGUAAAGCUUUGUCUAUAUUCCUUCCUUCAACUUGGGUUCAAUCAGAAGAAACUUGGAACGAACUGAAGAAAAUUCCCUUUUGAUAGAUUGAACUGAAACUGCGUAUCGUAUGUGGUUAUAUUUGGUAAAAAUUGCGUGUGAUCUUUUUACAAAAGGGUAAGAAUUAUGGUGUUGAAUUUUAUCACUUGUAUAAGGAAACAACUUAGAACUCUCAUUAUAGGUCUUAAAUAUUUUUACUAGCUAUUCUCCCUCAGUAAUAUAUACCUCUUCUUCCCUGCUUUAUGAAACAUCUCUUUAAGAGUUAAAGGAAGUAAUCAGUAAUCACAGUUUGGAGACAAAAUUUGACCCAGGAAUGGUUAUUUAUUUUAAUUAGGUUUUGUACUCAUUAAAUAUAACUUAAUUUAAAGACUUGGGCCUCAUUGAGUUAAACAGAAUUAAAAUGACAACUUUGGUUUCCUUACCAAAAAUGCUUGUUUCUUUUAGUCCCAUUCCUUAUGAAGAAACCCCAGGAUGGCUCCUCAGGAAUACAGUUUUAUUUCACAGAGGUACCAUCUAGCUGAAAUUACAUACAUAAGAAUAGAUACAGAUUUUUUCCUGUUGGGCUGAAGUAUAUGCUUAUAUAUGUGUUUAAUCUUUAAGCUAAACAGACAUUCAGAUAACAUUCUGUGCAUUGACUGAAGCAGUGGGUAGUGAGGACCUGGAUUUUUUUUAAAACAGUUUAGUAAUUAUAAAAGUUUCUUGUGUUUACUAGUGAAGAAUUUAAAAACUAUUCUAAUUGAACAAAUUUUUUUAAUUGCAACUUGGUAAUUUGAGGGAGAAAUUUUGGGGUUAAAGGGGGUGGGCCACUAAGUACAUAUUUACCUCUCUUUCAUUUGGUGGCCCUUCCAGGCCAUUGGUAAUGUAGGCAUGGGCUCCAGUUUGCACAUCGAGAAGAAAGCAUAGAAAUUUGACUUGUAUAUUAAGAAUAAUACAAAUGUAAUAUGUAUAUUAAGAAUGCACAGCUCUGUAUUCUGUAAGAGCCUCUAAAGAACAAUAUGGCAGUGCUGUGUUCUGUAUGAACUAGUUGCCUGGGAGAACUGUAGGAACACUUCAUCUGUGUUUUCUUAUAACUGAUUCUUUUUCAUGGUCUAUCUUGACAAAAUUAACGUGUGUUUAAGAUACUUGUACAUUGCUUUUUUUUUUUUUAAAGUCUUCCAUUUUUGUCUUCCUUUUAUUUGCCUUUGGUGUUUCCAGAAAUAACAGAAACACUUUACAUUGCAAAGAAAAACUGUGAGCUGUUAUAUGUUGUUGUUUUUUUUUAACAGAAAUCUUUAAACUUCUUAAAAAGGCUAAUUUUUUUUUUUUUCCCUACUUCCCACCCCACAUAGCAACUUGGUCCCUUUAACUUAUGUUCUGAACUUUGGUGUAAAUGAUGGUUUCUAGCAUGCUAGUAGUUAGGUUUUAUUUAGAUACCAUUAACUGGUGUAAUACGGUUUUAUUUUUUACUAUAUUAAUUUAGUUUUUUUGGAGGGGAGGUUUGUUUGUUUACCCCACUACUCAAAGCACACACAGGUUUUUUGUUUGUUUUUGUUAAUGAAUCUGGGAGAAGAGAAGGGAGGGAGUGAAAUCACAGAAGUCCUGUUUUUCAGUUGUCCUUCAGUUAGUUGCUAAUAGAUUUGUAUUUACCCAAUGAAGAAGUCAACCACCUGAACUACCUAUAAAAGUUUAGCAGUGCUGCAAUGUUGAUUGAAACCCUUUGGCUUGUUGUAGUUCUUCUGCUACUGAACCUUGAAUUACUAUAUGAUACACAGCUCAUGUUUUGGGCCUUCUAUGUAGACAAACAUUUGUAUUCAUAGUAGAAUUGUAUACAGGCCUGUUUUUAUAACGUUAUUUUCAAACAUGAACAACCACUGCUUUCAGAGUGACUCACUAGGGUUAUUUUGAAGCAGGAAAUAAUCAUUUGUAUUUGCACCUGUGUAUUGCAUAUUAAUUAUGGCAUACUUGGCAAAUGCUUUUCUUUUACCUGUGAAAAUUCUGAAAACCGGUCCAAACAACACUGCAUACCAAAUUGUGCUCUUAAUAUAUUACUGCAUCGUGUUCCUUUUUAAUCAGAUAGAAUGUUUUGGUUUUAUUAUAGUGGCUUGCUAUAAGAAUGCCACUUGCUUAUCUUUUACUGUACUUGAAUUCUUAAUCAUGCUUUUACAUUGUAUUUAACAAAUCAUUUCAUUAGGUUCUAUAAAAUGUCAUUCCUUUGAAAAAGGCAAGGAUUCCCACUUUCAGAAUUUUAAAAUAAAAAUAACAUGUUUAUUCAAAGAGGGAAAAUAGUUCAGACUUGGUAUUAUGAAAAUAAGUAAAGGUUUCAGAAGAGAAUUUGUUGAGAUUUGCACAGAUGGUGAUGGCACCUUUUACUACAAAAAAAAAAAAAGAUUAAUGUUAACAGUGCUAAGGAAAAUUUACACAAAAUUACUAGGUAAAGUGUGGAAAUGUGUGCCUUUCAGUAUAUGUACUCUUUUUUGGUGGUCGUUUGGAUAAUCAGACCAUUUGAAUUGCCUGAGAGCACAUUUAAUUUCUGUGGAGAGCCACAUUUGGCUACAACAACUUUAAUGUGCAAUUAGUUCCUAGAGUAAAAUGUCUGUUAUAUGAGGGGGAUCUUUAUAUUGGGCUUUUAUAUUUUUUAAAUGUUCACAUUUCUUUCUGUUAAUUAAAUGUCAUCAUAUCACAUAUUGUUGCCUCUCUUAAAAUCAAAGCCACCUUGAUGUUAUUCUUAGGAAUAUAUCAGGAUCUGUGUGGUGUGUAUAGUGAUUAAAAUAUGUUCUUGAAGAGCAUAUUCUAAUAGAUUUUGGUUUUAGCAAGAACAUAAAAAUAUAAUAGCUUUUGUAUAAAGAUUUUCUUUUGCUAUAUUGAAAAUCAAAGAUUUGGUUUUCUUUUUUUCUGGCUUUUAUGGAGGAAUAGAAAAGGGUUGUCUCCCUCUAAGUAAUUUUUGGUUACCUUAUAGCAAUAAUGUCAGCAUUCUUUUCAAAAGGUAAAUAUGCCUUGUACAGGAAAACACAUAAUUUCCUCUUGGGAGUUCCCUUUAUAACUUAGCAUUUUCUUCCACUUGAGAAAAUUCCUAUAUUUUCAGAUUACUUCAUCUUGAACUUUUUGAACUUUUGUGCAAUGGAAUAUUUUAUUGAUCCAUCUUUGUACAUUUUCAUUUGAUUUCAUGUCUGUUUGCCAUCUAUCUGUCUGAGUCAGCUAUUUCAGAUUUUGAAUUCAUUGGUUAAAACAUAGUUGCUUAAAUAGUUCCUCAUGAGUUUAUAUUAAAUAGUUUUGCAUUUUAAUCUAUUAUGCUAUGGAAAUUAUUCUGAAGUUUAUAAUUCCCUUUUUAAACCUGCCUUAGCCUAUCUUUUGUCAUUUUUUAUGAUUUAAGGAAGAACAUACCGAACUUAAUAUUUGUGAUUAUUUUGAGGAACAAGAGAAAUGUUUUUCUUCUCUUAAGGGAAGAACUGCUUUGAAUUAGUAACUACUAUUUUAGUCAAGUUUCCUUAAAUCGGUCCAGUAUGUGUCAGGGCUACAAUUUUGGGGGAGGGGCUAAUCCUUUCGCUGUUCUGAGCUACUAUUGUCAACUGCUGUUGUACAUACUGUUAUGUGUAAGGGCGUAAAUAUAUUUAUUAUGUUUGUAAAAUUCAUUCUGUACAAUUGCAGAUCAAGGUUGCUCUUCUGUGAUAUACAGGAUAUUAUGUUUUAAAGACCAUCUUGGAAUACAAUUAGAGAACUUAGUAUUUUGAUGUACUAAGACCUAUUUUAAGUUUAAUAUUUUACCUUUGCAAAAACUUUAAUUAAAGAUGUUAUUUAAAAAAGUAA
Messenger RNA from Mustela lutreola (European mink), 5725 nucleotides. RefSeq names its product general transcription factor IIA subunit 1 (gene GTF2A1). Lineage: Eukaryota; Metazoa; Chordata; Mammalia; Carnivora; Mustelidae. The coding region runs from base 486 to 1616 and encodes 376 amino acids. Gene Ontology annotation, biological process: transcription by RNA polymerase II; transcription initiation at RNA polymerase II promoter. Gene Ontology annotation, cellular component: transcription factor TFIIA complex. The record is from RefSeq and is a predicted model, not a curated record. The transcript has 9 exons.